AUGCUCUUCAAGAAACACGACAAGGGCGCCGCCGUCCCGACGACGACGACCACGGCGGCCGAUCAGCCCGCCUCUUCGCGGACGAGCAAGAUCCACGAUGAUGAGGACCAGCAACACCAGCAGCAGCAAAAUCAGCAAUCUCAGAAUGUCCUCACUCCGACCGCGACAUCCCGCUCCGAGAUCCAGUACCCUGCCGGCCUCAAGCUCUUCCUCAUCAUGAUCUCCGUCUUCAUAACCAUGUUCCUCGUCGCCCUGGACCGCCUCAUCAUCGCCACCGCCGUGCCCCAAAUCACCGACGACUUUCACUCCGUCGUCGACAUAGGCUGGUACGGCUCCGCCUACCUCCUCACCACCUGCGCCUUCCAGCUCCUCUUUGGCAAGCUCUACGCCUUCUUCCCCAUCAAGAACGUCUUCCUCUCGUCCGUCAUCCUCUUCGAGGUCGGCUCCGCCGUCUGCGGCGCCGCCCCCUCCAGCGCCGCCUUCAUCGUCGGCCGCGCCCUCGCCGGCGUCGGCGGCGCCGGCAUCGUCGCCGGCACCAUCGUCGUCAUGGUCCACUCGGUUCCGCUCCACCGCCGCCCCAAGUACCAAGGCGCCUUCGGCGCCGUCUUCGGCCUCGCCUCAGUCGUCGGCCCCCUCCUCGGCGGCGCCUUUACCACCAAGGUCACGUGGCGGUGGUGCUUCUACAUCAACCUGCCCCUGGGCGGCAUCGCCCUGGUCGUCAUCGCCCUUAUCAUGAGCCCGCCGGACCAGGAUCUUAAGGACACCUCGCUGUGGUCCAAGCUGAGGCAGCUGGACUUUGCGGGCACGGCCGUCUUCAUCCCCGGUGUUGUGUGUCUACUUCUCGCGUUGCAAUGGGGAGGUGUCGAGUAUGCAUGGAACAACCCGCGCAUUAUCGCCCUCCUCGUCCUCGCCUUCGUCCUCCUCGCCUCCUUCGUCGCGAUCCAGAUCCUCCUCCCCGGGACCGCCACCAUCCCGCCCCGCAUCUUGCGCAACCGCUCCAUCGCCUUCGCCGCCUGGGCCGCCUUCUCCAUCGGCGCGCAGAUGAUGGUCUUCACCUACUACAUCCCCAUCUACUUCCAGGCCAUCCAGGGCGUCUCCGCCGUCGACUCGGGCAUCCGCACCCUCCCGCUCGUCCUCUCCAUGACCGUAUUCGCCGGCGUCUCUGGCGGCAUCAUUACCCGCAUCGGGUACUACACCCCCGUCAUGCUCGUGGGCGUCAGUGUCAUGUCCGUCGGCGCCGGCCUCCUCACCACCCUCGGGGUCCACUCCGGCCCGGGCAAGUGGAUCGGGUACCAGGUCAUCUACGGCGUCGGCAUGGGCAUGUGCUUCCAGGCGCCCAACCUCGCCGCCCAGACGGUCUUGGAUAGAAAGGACGUGCCCAUCGGCGCGAGCGCCAUGUUCUUCGCGCAGACGCUGGGCGGCGCCGUCUUCAUCUCGGUCGGGCAGAACGUGCUCAACAACGAGCUCGUGAAGCGCAUGAGAGGCCUCCCAGGGCUCGAAGGGGUCGACCUCAAGGGGUCCGGGGCCACGACUCUGACAAAGCUGCCAGCCGACGUGAGGGGACCCGUGCUGGAGGCUUACAACGGCGCGCUGAGGGUCGUGUUCAUAGUCGGCCUGGUGUUGGCCUGUUCUGCGCUGAUCGGCGCGGCCGGCAUGGAGUGGAAGAGCGUCAAGAAGGGGCAGCAGUCGACGAUGAAGGCCACCGAAGACGUCGAAGCGGCCCAGGCUGGGGCCGCGGUGGGCGGGACUUCCGGGAUCGGUGCGGCCGCGGUUGCCGGGGAGGCGCGGAAGGAGAAGGAAGUUGAUGAGGAGAGUGAGAAGGAGCUGGAAGACGAGAAGGUACGGGAACGAAGCGUGGAUGGCGGCGUCGCUCCAGCCAAGGCGGAAAGCGGGCUGGACAGCAACGCAGUCUCUCGCCAGGAGGAUGAGGUGACAAUUGUUGGGUCGGAGCCCGGAGCGACGAAGAAAGAUUAG
Messenger RNA from Colletotrichum graminicola M1.001, 1974 nucleotides. Its product is annotated as major facilitator superfamily transporter. Gene Ontology annotation, molecular function: transmembrane transporter activity. The record is from RefSeq and is a predicted model, not a curated record. Lineage: Eukaryota; Fungi; Ascomycota; Sordariomycetes; Glomerellales; Glomerellaceae. The transcript is spliced from 3 exons. Bases 1 to 1974 code for a protein of 657 amino acids. Gene Ontology annotation, biological process: transmembrane transport.